AUGUUCCAUAAGCCUCCAACAGUAUCCUCUGGUUUGUGGGAACCAUAUCAGAAAGGUGCUUGCCUCUGUACCAUUGAGUUCAAGCGAACUCAACUAUCAGCUGCGAGUUCAUAUAGUGUCGGGUUCAAGUUUGAGCAUGGAAAGCUUCAUAAAGGAGGAAGUAUUUUGGGAACUAUCUUUUCUGCCAGUAGGAAGCCCAGGGUAGAACCAACCUUAAGGAAGCGAGAAGCAUAUCCCCAAAAUGUGGAUCUUCCACCCGUACUACCUAAGCAAAAGAAGAAACCCUAUCCUAUUCCCUUCAAGAAGAUCAAGCAGGUUGCAAAGGAGGACAAAAAACUUGCAGAAAUGGGUAUAGAGAAGCCCCUCGACCCUCCGAAAAAUGGAUUACUUGUCCCUGAUUUAAUUCCUGUUGCUUACCAAGUACUAGAUGCGUGGAAAGUUUUAAUUAAAGGCCUUGGACAGCUGUUGCAUGUUAUUCCUGUAUACGGCUGCAAUGAAUGCUCUGAGGUUCAUGUGAGCCACUCUGGUCAUCACAUGCAGGACUGUCUUGGCCCAACCAAUUCCAAGCGCCGAAGCUUCCAUUCCUGGAUUAAGGGUUCUAUCAAUGACAUACUUGUACCCACCGAGGCAUAUCAUCUGUAUGAUCCUUUUGGUCGGCGCAUUAAGCAUGAAACUAGAUUUCAAUAUGACAGGAUUCCAGCUAUCGUGGAGCUGUGCAUCCAAGCUGGUGUGGAAAUACCGGAGUACCCUUCACGUCGAAGAACCAAACCUAUCCGAAUGAUUGGAAGGAAAGUAAUUGAUCGUGGUGGAUUGGUUGAGGAGCCACAGCCAUGGCGCGCUGCGAAUCCAUCUUCACUUGUUGAUCUCGAUACACAUGGGGCUUGUGAGCGGUUUCCACCUCCCCUGCCAUCAGACAUUCACAAGAUUGCACAGGAGACAAUGGAUGCAUAUGAAACUGUGAGGUUCGGGGUCACAAAGCUGAUGAAGAAAUACACUGUGAAGGCAUGUGGGUAUUGCACAGAGGUUCAUGUUGGACCUUGGGGUCACAACGCAAAGCUUUGUGGGGAAUUCAAGCACCAAUGGAGGGAUGGGAAGCAUGGUUGGCAGGACGCUACUGUGGAUGAAGUUUUCCCACCAAACUAUGUAUGGCAUGUCAAAGACCCUAAAGGGCCUCCAAUGAAAGGGGGUGCACUCAAGAAGUUCUAUGGGAAGGCUCCUGCCGUGGUAGAGGUAUGCUUGCAGGCAGGUGCACAGAUCCCUGAGAAAUACAAACCCAUGAUGAGGCUUGACAUUGUGGUCCCUGACAGUGAGGAGGCACAGUUAGUUGCCUGA
This is a messenger RNA of Prunus armeniaca (apricot), 1332 nucleotides long. The record is from the annotation of a GenBank genome assembly. Lineage: Eukaryota; Viridiplantae; Streptophyta; Magnoliopsida; Rosales; Rosaceae.